Sphaeramia orbicularis (orbiculate cardinalfish) is the source of this 1527-nucleotide messenger RNA. Its product is annotated as arrestin domain-containing protein 3-like. The record is from RefSeq and is a predicted model, not a curated record. Gene Ontology annotation, cellular component: plasma membrane; cytoplasm. Lineage: Eukaryota; Metazoa; Chordata; Actinopteri; Kurtiformes; Apogonidae. The coding region runs from base 62 to 1318 and encodes 418 amino acids. The transcript has 6 exons. Gene Ontology annotation, biological process: protein transport.
GCGGUGGUCUACUGGCGGAUUUCCUCAUUUAUUUAUUUAACAUUAACGCUAUUGAAUCAAAAUGCCCACGAUCACAAGUUUUACGAUAAGUUACUAUGCGCUGAAUAAGGACAGAACGUUUUCUGAGGGGGACAUUUUAACCGGAUUAUUGACCCUGAAUUUAGAAAAAGAGAUCGGAAUUAGAAGUCUGUUUGUAAAAGUGAAAGGAGACGCUGAUGUGUACUGGACAGAAAGGAGCAGUACCAUCACCUCAUACUCUACACACAGGAGGCUCUUCAAGAUGAAGCAGUGUUUGAUCCCAGAGGAAACACAAGGCACUGUCCUUCCCCCAGGGAGCCAUGUCUUUAAAUUCAGCUUUAAAAUGCCUGAAAGAGGCAUGCCUUCGUCCUUCAAGAGGAAUCAUGGAAAGGUUGUCUACAAGCUUGAAGCCAAACUAUCCAGAGGUUGGAUGAUGGAUCGUAUGGUAGAAAAGGAGAUCACUUUUGUCUCCAAGGCAAUUCCCAACAUUCAUCGUCUGAUGUUGUCUCAUAUCAGUUCAACAGACAAACAUUUGGGGAUUUUCAGCAAAGGAUCUGUGCACAUGGAUGUAAUUGUUGAGAGGAGAGCUUAUGCCCCAGGUGAAACAAUGAAAAUUGUUGCAAAAAUCGACAAUUCCUCAGCCAAAGAAAUGACACCUAAAUUCAGUUUAAUCCAGGAUGUGGUCUAUCGUGCCAAUAAGCAUGCCAAAAAUGAAAGCGACAUUGUCUACAAAAAACAUGGUGACUGCAUUGACCCAAAAACACAAAUGGAAAUCACAUGUGCAAUAAAGAUUCCUCCUGAUCAGAUGACGACAAUCCAGAAUUGCGAUAUAAUAUCAGUACAGUAUCAUGUAAAGGUGUGUCUGGACGUCAGCUUUUCUUUUAAUCCAGAGAUCCAGUUCCCAGUGGUCAUUAUUCCUUUUGACUUAUCUCCUGACCAUAGUCCUAGAGGAGAUUCUGAUCCAGCAUUGGCUUCAGGAGCCCAAUACAACGUUGACUCCCCUCCUCUUGUUGCACAUUCAGGCAUUUUUGGAUACCCCACAGCCCAAGGUUUUGCAGCACCCCCACCAGGUUGCCCAGGUAACCCUACGUUGCUGGGUAUGUCGGGCAUUUACCCCACUCAAGCUUCAAACAUGACGCAGGACUAUAACAGUCACCAAUCAUUCAACACAUUUCGAACUGUGCCUGUAAACAGACCUGUCCCUUCUGCAUCAGUGAGAACCACGGACUCUGUAUCUCAGUCAGAUGAGGCUCCUCCAUCAUAUUCAGCUCUUUUUCCGUCUUGUGAUACUAACUUCUAAUGCAAAAUAAUGUUAUGUUUUCUAAUCAUAUAAUUGUAAUAAUCAUGAAAAAGGUAAGUGCUGGGGAAAAUCAUUAGCGCUGCAAGAAAUUCAGUUAAACAAGCAUUCUGUACAGUAUUGAUUCUUUGCAUGUAAAGCUUUGUAGUGUCAGAUUUUAUUUUCAUGUCAAACUCAAGCGUCCUUUAAUAGUGUGUGUGUGUGUGUGUGUG